AUAGAUGCCUCUCUAAGUAUCUAUAUAUACACACACAAACGCAUUAUUCAGACCAUCUUCACUCCCAUAUUCAGCCUCAGAUAUCUCACCACGUACAGAAAUCUCAUUAUAUAUCUUAAACAUGACGAUUGUGGAGAUGAGAGUUCACAUGGACUGUCCUGGAUGUGAGAGCAAGAUAAAGAAAGCUCUUCAGAAACUAGAUGGAGUGGAUGAAGUUGAUAUUGACAUGGGGAUGCAAAAGGUGACAGUGACAGGGUGGGCAGAGCAGAAAAAGGUUCUGAAAACAGUGAGGAAGGCGGGAAGGAAGGCUGAGCUUUGGCCAUUCCCAUACAACCCAGAAUACCAUAACUUCACACACUAUUACUACCAUGAUCAGCCGCAGCACCACCACCAUGUUGUUGAUGAUGAUUAUUAUCAGGGCCGUCCAAUUACCUCCUACUACACAUCUCAGAGCCGUCCAAUUACCUCCUACUACACAUCUCAGCCUUCCUCUUCAUACAACUAUCGCGUCCACGGCUACAACGGCCAUGAUCAUGGUUACUAUCCGCAAUCACCACAUUCAACCGUCUUCGACGAACGGACCGGUGCCAUGUUCAGCGACGAAAAUCCUCAUGCUUGUUCAAUAAUGUGAUGAUGAUUGAGUUUGGUAAAAAUAUUUGUGUGCAUUUUAUAAUAUAUAUAUAGUUAUGAAGCUAGGGUGCUUUUAUGGUAUGGUGUGAAUUUCCCUAGUCAUUCAUCUCUACAGUAAAUGUUUUGAGUGCUGGAAUAAGGAUUAAUGUAUAUAAGCUCAAUGUGGGAUUGCAACUAUCAUUGGUUGUAUGGCAUAUAUGCCCUUGUCCUUUGUGAGAAAUUGCUUCCUUUGUGAAAA
Cornus florida is the source of this 868-nucleotide messenger RNA. RefSeq names its product heavy metal-associated isoprenylated plant protein 28-like. Gene Ontology annotation, molecular function: metal ion binding. The transcript has 3 exons. NCBI's taxonomy places the organism in Eukaryota, Viridiplantae, Streptophyta, Magnoliopsida, Cornales, Cornaceae. The record is from RefSeq and is a predicted model, not a curated record. Bases 122 to 631 code for a protein of 169 amino acids.